UUUUGGAUAAAGUGGAGGGCUGUGAGAUGAGAGCUUCAAGACUCAAUCAGAGAAGAUACGACAGCAUGUCAGAUAACUUGUCAGUUGUUUCAAGAAAAACUGUUCGAAGAUUUCCCAAAUCAAGAAAGCAGAAGAAGAUGUAUAACAUUGGACUUCCACAGUCAAAAGUGUGGAGGAAGAGAGCGCCAAAGUGAUCGUUCAUAGAUCCUCAAACUAAAAAGGUUAAUUUUGAGAAGCUGAAAUACCCUCUGAAUGACUUAUUUGAGAACACUCCUUUCUUUGAAGUCCCAGGUGUGGUCACAGCAAAUGCCAAGCCGACCUGGAAGAAGCUUCAGGAGUUGAUUUAUUCUCCAUUUAAUGAUUUUCAGCGAUAUCUAGAUCAUAUUCAGUAUAAGAAGAAUUUUAAUGAAGAGAAUAAUCAUAAUAUUGCAGUGCAAAGAAUGAACCGUCAGUCAAGGAAUAGAAAGUUUAACAAGCGAAUUAGAAGAAAAUCCAUGAUGAAAGAUAGCAAUGAUUACCCAAGCCAUAAGCGAGUUCUUUCCUCAAGCAUAGUCACUAAGUUUACCAAAGAGAAUUCUGAUUACCAGAGGCUCUCUGGUUGGAAAAGAUUCCCUCGCUGGAAAAGAUUCCCUCGCUGGAAAAGGAUCCUUUGUUGCAAAUAACAUAAGUGGCAGUGAGGAGUGAACACAAAACAAC
This is a messenger RNA of Moneuplotes crassus, 696 nucleotides long. NCBI's taxonomy places the organism in Eukaryota, Ciliophora, Spirotrichea, Euplotida, Euplotidae. The record is from the annotation of a GenBank genome assembly.